AGCAAAAGGAUUGGCAAAGGAAAAGGUUAGGUGGUCAAUCGGUUGGAGGUGGAAGGAAGGAAGAAGAAGAGGGAAGGAGAAGAAGGACAGAGAUAGGAUUGGAAUCACUAUUAAAACCCCUCUUCCAUCUCCCUCCCUUCUCUCACCCACCUACUCCUCCUCCUUUCAUUCUCCUCUUCUUUCCAUCCAUUCCCAGUGUCUGCUGCCGCUCAUCCUCCAGCCAUGGACUCCCACCACCAAUUCGCCGAGAAUUCCCAUGACAACGCCGCCCCCGACGAGCACACCCACCACCUCGCCGUCGCCGCCCCCCCUCCCCCCUUCGCCACCGCCUCCCUCUCCCUCUUCGCCGCCGUCCAGCCCGCCACCCAUUUCUUCCAGCAGCCCAAGAUCUCGUCUUUGUUCGCCGCCGCCGCCCAGCCCGCCAAGGCCCGUGUCCCCACCCAGGCCUCCUCCCUCGCCCACCUCUCCCUCUCCGCCUCCACCGCCUCCCCUCCCAAGAUCUCCUUCAGGUCCACCGUCUCCGCCAACCCCCUCCAGAGCCCCCUCACCCUCGGCCCCCACCGCCCCCUCGACCUCCGGUGCCGCCGGCCUCCGCCGCGCCUCCGUCGUCUGGUUCCGCAGCGACCUCCGCGUCCACGACAACGAGUGCCUCAACGCCGCCACAACGAGUCCAUGUCCGUCCUCAACGUCUACUGCUUCGACCCCCGGGACUACGGCAAGUCCACCUCCGGCUUCGACAAGACCGGCCCCUACCGCGCCUCCUUCCUCCUCGAGUCCGUCUCCGACCUCCGCCGCAGCCUGCGGGACCGCGGCUCCGACCUCGUGGUCCGGGUGGGCCGCCCCGAGGAGGUGCUCGCCGAGAUGGCCAAGGCCGUCGGGGCCGAGGCCGUCUACGCCCACCGCGAGGUGUCCCGUGACGAGGUGAAGUCGGAGGAGCGCAUCGAGGCCGCAAUGAAGGAGGAAGGGGUGGAGGUGAAGUACUUCUGGGGGAGCACCCUGUUCCACGUCGACGACCUGCCGUUCAAGGUGGAGGACAUGCCGACGAACUACGGCGGUUUCAAGGAGAGAGUGCAGGGGAUGGAGGUGAGGAAGACGAUGGCCGCGUUGGACCAGCUGAAGGGAUUGCCCAAGAGGGGCGACGUGGAGCCCGGAGAGAUGCCUUCCUUGACGGACUUGGGUGUGAAUCCUAGUGCCUCCAUGGCUCAGGAUGGUAAGGCGCCUUCUAUGGUAGGGGGUGAGACCGAAGCUCUUCAAAGGCUCAAAAAAUUCGCCGCCGAGUGCCAAGCACAGCCAAACAAGGGGACCAGCAAUGAUAACAUCUAUGGAGCCAACUUCUCUUGCAAGAUCUCGCCGUGGCUGACCAACGGAUGUAUCUCUCCACGUGCCAUGUUUGAGGAGCUAAAGAAAACCGCCUCUAACGUAAUCUCAGCUGCCUCCAAGAACGACGACGGUGGCUCAUCUAGCACUGGAUCUAACUGGUUGAUGUAUGAGUUGUUGUGGAGGGAUUUCUUCAGAUUCAUCACCAAGAAGUACAGUUCGCCAGUGAAACAGGGGGCUCCGGCUUGCACAGGUGCUCUCGUUUGAUCUGAGAAGGGUCGUGGAGGUUGAGAUGGCGAUCUGCUUUGGGGAUUAAAAAGUUUUAUGCUAUCGCUAUUGCGAGCUGUAGCUCUUAGAUGUUUUUGAGUAGCCUUCUACAAGAUAGCUGGUGGUUGUUGUUGUUGUGAUCUUGCCACAAAUAAACUGGUGGAAACAUGAAAUCAUUUCCCUUUAAUAGAUGGCCGGCGCGAGCCCGAAAAUUUCCUAUA
Molecule: messenger RNA, 1805 nt
Organism: Syzygium oleosum
Lineage: Eukaryota; Viridiplantae; Streptophyta; Magnoliopsida; Myrtales; Myrtaceae
Product: blue-light photoreceptor PHR2
Biological process (GO): photoreactive repair
Molecular function (GO): FAD binding; DNA binding
Source: RefSeq, a predicted model, not a curated record